Molecule: messenger RNA, 14026 nt
Organism: Portunus trituberculatus (swimming crab)
Lineage: Eukaryota; Metazoa; Arthropoda; Malacostraca; Decapoda; Portunidae
Gene: kst
Product: spectrin beta chain, non-erythrocytic 1-like
Exons: 67
Coding region: 376-13398 (4340 amino acids)
Biological process (GO): actin cytoskeleton organization
Cellular component (GO): plasma membrane; cell projection; cell junction
Molecular function (GO): actin filament binding; phospholipid binding
Source: RefSeq, a predicted model, not a curated record
AUUGGACGAGAGACAGGCCGAAGCACACGCGACGCCUGUUGUGAUUCGGGUUUUGUCUCGCCCUCUUUGUGAAGCUUCAAGAGAGACAGAGAAAGGGAGAGAAAGAGAGGGAGACGGAGAGGGACAGAGAGAGAGAGAGGAGUGAAGGAACAGUAGGAGUGGUGGAGUCUUGUGAAAAAGAGGAAGGUUUCGGGGCAUUGGUGUUUGAUUUGGUUCUAUCUGGGCUGACGCUACCACCACCACCACCACCACUACCACUACUGUUGCUGCUAUCACCACUACCACCACCACCACCGCCGCUACUGUCAUUGUCGCCACCAUUGCCCACAACGACGCAGUGUUUGAUGGUCGGGUAGGGGCGGCGCAGGAGGCGAGAUGUCGUCGCGCGAGGACCCUCUGCGGCAGUUCGAGACAGGCCGCAUCCAGCACCUGAGGGAGGAGCGUCUCGGCAUCCAGAAGAAGACCUUCACAAAAUGGAUGAACUCCUUCCUCGUCAAGGCCCGGCUGGAGGUGGUGGACCUCUUCACCGACCUGGCCGAUGGCAAGAUGCUGCUCAAGCUGCUCGAGAUCAUCUCCGGCGAGAAGCUCGGCAAGCCCAACAACGGCAAGAUGCGGGUCCACAAGAUUGAGAACGUGAACAAGUCGCUCGCUUUCCUACACACCAAGGUUCGCCUGGAGAGCAUUGGCGCCGAGGACAUAGUGGAUGGCAACCCGCGCCUCAUCCUCGGCCUCAUCUGGACCAUCAUCCUCCGCUUCCAAAUUCAGGAGAUUGAAAUUGACGUGGAUGAGGAGAAUGAAAGCAGCGAGAAGAAAUCCGCCAAAGACGCCUUGCUGUUGUGGUGUCAGAGGAAAACUGCCGGAUACAGGGGCGUGCAAAUUGAAGACUUCUCUCGGUCUUGGAGGGAUGGUCUUGGCUUCAAUGCACUCAUCCACGCCCAUCGUCCUGACAUCAUCGACUACAACUCCCUCAUCCAGAAGAAUCACAUUGACAACCUCAACAAUGCCUUCACUGUCGCAGAGACCCACCUGGGCAUUGCCAGUAUUCUGGACGCAGAAGAUGUGGAUACCAACAAGCCCGACGAGAAGUCCAUCAUCACCUAUGUUGCCUCUUACUACCACACCUUUGCCCGCAUGAAGAAUGAACUGAAGGGAUCCAAGAGAAUUGCCAAUAUCAUCACUCAGCUGAAGGAUGUGGAUGACCUCAAACUUAAGUAUGAGAAGAUCCUCACAUCCCUUCUGGAGUGGAUCAUCCGUAAGAUUGUAGAGUUGGACAGCAGGAAGUUCCCAAACUCCCUGGAUGGCAUUCAGAAACUUCUCCUCCAAUUCAAGAAAUAUAGGACUGAGGAAAAGCCACCCAAGUAUAAGGAGAGGAGUGAGAUCGAAGCACUGUUCUUCUCCAUCAAUGCAAGUCUGAAGGCACUCAACCAGCCUGUGUAUGUCCCCAAGGAUGGCCAGUUGAUACACGACAUAGAGAGGGAAUGGAACAAACUGGAAAAGGCUGAGCAUCGCCGUGAAGUGGCUCUCAGAGAUGAGCUACUGCGACAGGAGAGACUUGAACAGUUGGCAUACAAGUUUGACAAAAAGAGUGUCCUCCGCAAGGGUUACCUGGAGGAGAUGAUCCAGGUGCUGAGUGACUCGCGCUAUGGCAGCAACUUGUCCCAGGUGGAGGCAACCGUCAAGAAGCACGAGGCCAUCAGCGCUGACAUCCUGGCAAGGCAAGAGAGGUUUGAGGACCUGACCAAGAUGGCAGAUGAGUUGGACAUCGAGAACUACCAUGGCAAGGAAGCAAUCCGUAAGAAGGAGAAGGAUAUCCUGAAGAAGUGGAGUGACUUGCUGGAUCUCCUCAACAAGCACAAGACUUACCUCCACAAUUGCUGCAUCCUGGUGGCCAUCAUGAGGGAGGUGGACACCAUCACUGCCUCCAUCAAGGAGUUGGAGGCAAACUUCUGUUCUGACGAUGUAGGGCGCCACUUGCUUGCGGUAGAGGACCUACUGCAGAAACAUGCCCUGAUGGAGUCACAGGUACACUCCAUGGGGGAGACAAUCAAGCGCCUUAACAAGCAAGGUGAGGCAUGCAUGACUUCCAACCUCAAAGAUGCACCACUGCUGCAGAAGAGGUUGCAGGAGCUGAACCAGGGCCAGCGUGCACUCCUGAAGAAGGCGGCUGAGAGGAGACUCAAGCUGGAAGAGGCAAGGGAUCUCUUCCAGUUUGAAGUGGACAUGGAGGAAGAAGAAGCUUGGGUCAUUGAGAAGCAGAGGAUUUGCCUGGCAGGUGUGAUAGCCAAGGAUAUUGGGGCAGUCAUCUCCCUCCAGCAGAAGCACAAGGCACUGGAGGACGAGAUGUGUGCCCGCCGCCCCAAGUCGGAGAAGGUGAUGAGGUCUGGCGAGGCUCUGAUGAGGGCCAGCCACCCAGACUCCAAGGCCAUCAGUGAGCGCAUCGGGGCACUCAAAGAGAAGUGGCGGCUGCUGGAGCAGUAUGUCAAUGACCGCCGCCGACAGCUGGAAGAUGCUGCUGAGGCCUGCUUGUUCAAUGCAGAUGCCAAUGAGGCUGAGUCGUGGAUCAAAGAGAAGGUACCACUGUGCCAGUCGACGGAUUAUGGUGAGGAUGAACCAAGUGGCUUGGCACUGCUGCAGCUCCACGCCCGCCUGGAAGAGGAGAUCAAGUCAUAUGAUGGCGACAUCAAGGCCAUCAACUCUCAGGGGCAGAAGCUCAUCAAGUCAGGAAUAUCAGCCUUGAACCUGAUGGCGCAGCAGCAGAGUGUUGGGGAGGAGGAGGAAUAUGAGUGGGUGGACGAGGUGAAGAUGGUGCCUCAGGAGGUGAUGGUGGAAGAGGUGGUGGAGAAGAUGGAUGAAGUGUUUGUUACCGAGCAGAGAGAGAUGCCCACAGUGAUCUCUCGUUACCCAUUCCAGGGGCAGGGCAUGAGCAUGGUGAAGGGAGAGACGAUGUUCCUAUUGAGCAAGACUAACAAUGACUGGUGGAAUGUGCGCAAGGCCAACGGGGAGGAAGGCUUCGUUCCGGCUAACUAUGUGCGGGAGAGCGAGCCAAGGAAGAUCAACGUGCGGGUGAAGAAGGAGGUGAAGGCGCCGGAGAAGCGGAUGGUGCCCAGGACAAGGAUGGUCAAGAAGACAGAGAGAGUCAAGAAGCGGAAACCUAAAGCGCCACCACGAAGGCGAGGGUUUGAGGAGCCAGAGACAGUUGAGAAGCGUCUGCAGGCCAUCAACUCCUCGUAUGGCCACCUGUGUGACCUGGCGGGCAAGCGACACCUGUACCUGGAGGAGUCCAUCAAGCUGUUCUCCUUCAUGCGGGAGUGCCAAGGCUUUGAGACAUGGAUGAGGGAGAAGGAGAAGCUGCUCAAGGUGGAUGACAAAGGAGACAAUGUGGAGGCUGCCAAGAAGAAGUUUGAGCAGUUCCUCACUGACCUGUCUGCUGCUAGUAAGAGAAUUGACAUCAUUGACAAGAUGGUGAAGGACUUUGAGGACACCGGACACAGCCAGCUGGAGAAGAUCAAGAAGCGACAGAAGCAGAUCCAUGACCAGUGGGCGCACCUCAAUCGCCUCAAGCAGCAGAAAGAGCUGAGCCUGAAGGGGGCAUCCAGUGUGGAGCUCUUCCACCGCACCUGUGAUGAGACCAGGGACUGGAUGCUGGAGAAGAUGGAGAAGCUGGACACAGAUGAGUUAGGCCGUGACCUUAAGACAGUACAGUCACUCCAGCGCAAGCAUGACCAGCUGGAGAGGGAGCUUGCCCCUGUGGAGGAGAAGGUGCGGCGUGUGAAUCUCUUGGCUGACUCAGUGAAGGCAUCGUACCCACGAGAGCGACAUGCUGUGGAGGCACGGCAGGAGGAGGUGCAGCAGUACUGGGGACAGCUGAAGGGCAAGGCAGUGGAGAGAAGGAAUAGACUGGAGGAAGCUGUUGGUCAGCAGAUCUUCCUCAACUCUGCCAAGAGUUUGUUGAAUUGGGUUGGAGAUGUCAAGAACGAGUUGAAUUCCAACGAGCCAGCUCGGGACGUCACCACAGCAGAGAUCUUGCUCAAGAGUCACCAGGACCUUGGUGAUGACAUCAGAGCUCACCAGGAUGAGUUCAGUGAACUGAGUCAACUUGGAGAAAAACUGUUGAAGAGGAAUCCUGAUUUUGCUGAAGUGAAAGAAAAGAUGGCACAGCUUGGAGAGGAGCAGCGUGCCAUCCAUCGUGGCUGGCAGGAGAAGGGCGACUGGCUGAGGCAGUGCAUGGACCUUCAGCUCUUCAACAGAGAGGCUGACCAGAUUGAUGCCGCAACGAGCUCACACGAAACCUUCCUGGACUAUAAGGACCUUGGCAGCACUCUGGAUGAUGUGGAGGCACUCAUGAAGCGACAUGAUGACUUUGAGAACACGCUGAUGGCACAGGAUGAACGGCUGCGUGCCUUUAGUGAGAUGGCAGACAAGCUGAUCACCGCUGAGCACUAUGAGGCAACAUACAUCAAUGAGCGCAGGAACCAGGUGCGGGACAGACGAGCCUCAGUGAAGGCCAGGGCUCAGGCCAGGCGGGAGCAGCUGAACGGCUCAGUGGCCUACCAACAGUUCAAGGCUGAUGCUGACGACUUUGACAAGUGGAUGGGAGACAAGAAGAAGAUGGCAGAUGAUGAGUCAUACCGAGACCUUAGCAAUCUGGAGAGAAAGAUCCAGAAGCACGAGGCAUUUGAGAGGGAGCUGCAUGCCAACGAGGGUCAGCUACGGCGCCUCAACAAAACUGGCCAGGAUCUGAUUGGAAUGAAGCACUAUCAGUCCCGGGACAUCCAGAAGACCUUGGACGAUCUAAACAAGAAGUGGAAGGACCUGUGCUCCAAGACAGAGGACAAAGGCACCAAGCUGCGGCAGGCCAACAACCAGCACACCUACAACAAAGACCUUGAAGAGACAGAGAAGAACCUGGAGGCCUUGGAGUCUGCUCUCAAUAACAAGGAUGUGGGCUCUGACCUUCACUCCUGCAAGGACCUCAUGAAGAAACAGAACAACCUGGAUAAUGACUUGAACACAAUGGAACGGAAGAUUAGUGACCUGUGCAACACUGGGGACCAGAUGGUGGCCGAUGGACACUUUGAUUCAGACAACAUCAAGGCCUCCUGUGUUGCUGCCAAGAAGAGAUUCAAUAAUCUGAAGGACCCAGCAGCACGCCGAAGAGCAGCCCUUGAGGAGUCGCUACGGUGGCAUGAGUUUAACUUUGAGGUGGAUGCUGAGAUGCAGUGGAUAAAAGAGCACAUGACUCUGGCAACCUCCACAGUAUUGGGACAAAAUUUGCAUGAAGCUCAGACUCUGAAUAAGAAGCACAUCAAGCUGAAAGCAGAGAUUCAGGGUCAUCAGCCACAGAUUGACAAAUGUUUAGCCAAGGGGAAAAAGCUGUGCGAUGAGCACCAUCCUGAGAAGGGCCUGGUGUCAGGUGUGCAGUGGCCAAGGGGCCAUUCAGUGCACUGGACACCUCGUCAAUCAUCAUCCUCGUAUACUAAACGUCACCGGCUUGCCAAGUCCCCACAACGCUACCCUUACAAUAUGUACACUCCACCACCACUUAACCAAGCCUUCAACUCUCUGUCUUGCCGCACUGAGCAUGCACAUUGUACCUGUCAGCCUCGGCGACUUGAGCAGAUUGUGCAGAGGUGUGAGGAGCUUCAGGAGGCAUGGAAUGACUUGCUAGCUGAAGCCAAUGAAAGGAGCAGGAAGCUGGAGCUGAACCUGAAGGCACAACAGUACUUCUUUGAGGUGACAGAGGUGGAGGCUUGGAUGAAUGAGAAAAGGAACAUUCUGCAGACCAAAGAUUAUGGGAAGGAUGAGGAUGUUGCUAGAAAACUCCUCGCUAAGCACAAGGCACUGGAGCUUGAGAUGGACACCUAUAGUGGUAUUGUGAAGGAAAUGGGCACAAUGGCAGAGUCCAUGAUAAAAUCUAGUCACCCAGAGUCCAAGCUUAUAAAGGACCGACAGCAGAUGCUGAACCAGGAGCUGAAGGACCUGCAGAAACUAUCAGCAAACCUGCGGCAAAAGCUGAUGGCCUCCAUGUACCGGCAUGAGUAUUUCCGAGAGGCAGAGGACCUGGAGAAAUGGAUCACUGAGCAGAUGCAGACAGCCACCUCGGAGGACUUUGGCCAUGAUUAUGAACACCUUCUGCUUCUGCAAGCCAAAUUUGAUGACUUCAAGCACCGAGUAGAGGCUGGCUCAGAGCGCUUCAAGCAGUGCGAUGAGCUUGCCAAGAAACUCAUUGCUAAUGAAAGUCCCUAUGCGUCAGUGAUCGACAGGAAACAGGAGCAACUAAGUAAGGGAAGCCCAUCUUCUUCCCCCACUAAAAGUCAAGAUCCAGCCACCCAGGUCACAGCAUAUCAUAAGCAAGUUCGGGCUGCUUGGAAUAGUCUCCUGGAGCACAUUGAGGCCCGGGACCAGAAGCUGGAGGCUGCUGGAGAAAUCCACAGGUUCAAUCGUGACGUGGCUGAGGCACUGGCCAGAAUACAGGAGAAGUUCAAAUCCAUCCCUGAGGAGCUGGGCCGUGAUGUGCAGUCUGUCCAGUCACUCCUGCGCAAACAUGAAGGAUUUGAGAAUGACUUGGUGGCCCUUGAGGCACAGCUCCAGGUUCUUGUGGAUGACUCGGCACGGCUGCAAGCUGCCUACCCUGGAAGCAAUGCAGAGCAUAUAGCAGAGCAGCAGGCACUUGUGGUGGAGAACUGGAAUGUCCUCCAGGAUAAGGCCUCCAAGAGGAAAGAGCAAUUGCUUGCUGCUGCUGAUCUCCAGAAAUUCCUUGCUCAUUCCCGAGACCUGAUCAGCUGGUCCAGUGACCUGCGGGCAACCAUGAAGGCGGAGGAGAAGGUUCGGGAUGCUGCCAGCGCUCAGGGUCUCAAGACGGAGCAUGAGCGCAUCAAGGCAGAGAUUGAGGCACGGGAGGAUGAGUUCAGCCGAGUUGUGGAGUCUGGUGGCAACAUGAUAGAGGAGCAGCACUAUGCCAGCAGCGAGGUGGAGGAGCGGGUCAACAAGGUCCUGGAGGAGAGGAGUCAGCUGCAUGCUGCCUGGCAGCACAAGAAGGUUUACCUUGACCAGCUCAUUGACCUCCACUUCUUCCUGAGAGAUGCCAAACAGCUGGACACCAUCAGCAGCUCCCAGGAAGCCUACCUCUCAACAGCAGACUUUGGCAACACCAUUGAGCAAGUGGAUGCACAGGUGAAGAAACACGACGCCUUUGAGAAGCUAGUGCUGGCUCAGGACGAGAAGCUUGAUACGCUGAAGAACCAUGGCUCAAAACUGAUUGAACAGAAUCACUUUGACUCGCCACACAUCAAGAAGCGCGUGGACGAGGUGGUGCAGCGGCGGGACCGAGUCAAGGACAGCUCUAAAGCUCGCAAGCGUCAGCUAGAAGAUGCACUUCUCUACGCUCAGUUCAUUCGUGAUGUCCGUGAUGCAAAUAUGUGGAUUGAUGAGAAGGCAAACCACCUGGAUGCUGACAAACUGAAAGGAGAUGUUACAAGCUUUGAUGACAAAGUUAGGAAACUCCAGAAGCACCAGGCAUUCCUGGCUGAGCUUCAGGCACAUGAAUGCAGCAUCAAGGAGAUAACUGACAAGGGAGCUAUGCUGAUCAACAAGCGGCACAAGUCAGCAGCACAAAUAAAGGAUGAGCUGGACCACCUGGUGGAGCGCUGGACACGGCUGGUGCUGGAUGCCGAGAGUCACUCCCGUGGCCUGGAGGAAGCCCAGGACAUCUUAGAGUUCAACACUCAGAUUGAAAAAGUUGAUGCUUGGAUAAGGGACAAGGAGAUGAUGGUGCAAGUGGGUGACCUAGGGAAGGACUAUGAGCACUGCAUGGCUCUGCACCGCAAGCUUGACGACGUGGACUCAGACAUGCGCGUUGAUGAUGCAAGGUUCACCAACAUCAACAAGCUAGCAGACAAGAUAAUCAAGCAAGGCUGCAGUGACAACAAGUCUGUGCAGCAGCGCAAGAAUGAUCUUAACCACAAGUGGCAGGCACUGAAGGGAGCCAUCGACCGUUACAGAGCAGACUUGGAAGGUGCUCUUGAGACACAUGCAUUCAAUAGAGAUGUUGAUGACACAAAGGAUCGCAUCAGUGAGAAGGCCGUCAUCUUAGCUAAUGAGGACACUGGGAAGGACUUGAUGCAGGUGGAGACUUUGCAACGCAAGCAGGAGACCAUCAUCAGGGACAUGUCUGCCAUUGAGAAGAAGAUCAAGGAGCAUGAAAAGAAUGCCCACAACCUGUCUAGGAAAUACCCAGCCAAAAAAGACCCAAUCAUCAAGAAGCAGGCAGAGGUACUGGAGGCAUGGUCCCAACUAUGUGAGCGGUCCCAUGGCAGAAAAGACCAGCUCACUCACUCCUACACAAUGCACAAGUUCCAGGCUGACCUAAGGGAGUUGGAAAGGUGGGGCGAGGACAUUGUGAGUCGCAUGAAUGCCUCCCCACUCCCCAACAAUAGUGCUGAGGCGGAGAUGCUUCUGCAGAGUCAUCAAGAAAUGAAGGUUGAAAUUGAUGGUCGAAAGGAUGUGUUCAAAGGACUGCAAAAGUUUGGCAAGGAACUUGUUGCCAAUGACCACUUUGCAAAGCAGACCAUUCAGCAGAACUUGGAAACAUUGUCAGAAAUUGAAAAUAAGGUGGUGGUGUUCUGGACUGAGAGGCAGAAGGUGCUGAAGCAGGCACACCAGAUGCAGGUAUUCCUGGAGAUGACAGAGCAAGCCAAGUCAUGGCUGGCUAGCAAGGAGGCAUUCCUUAACAACGAUGAUGUUGGGGAUUCCUUAGCCUCUGUGGAGGAGCUGAUCAAGAAACAUGAGGGCUUUGAGAAGACAUUUGAAGCGCAGGGGAACAAGAUAGAGCAGCUGGAAGCAUUUGCCAAGGACCUGCUGAACAACGACCACUAUGACAGUGAGGGCAUACGCAGGCGCCUCAAGGUGGUGUUGGAGAAACGGGAUGUUCUCAAGGAGAAAGCAACACUAAGAGCCAAGAAACUACAAGAAUCCAAAUCCCUCCAGCAGUUCCUCAGAAAUGUGUAUGAGGUGGAGGGCUGGAUAUCAGAAAAGUUGCAGGUGGCCUGUGAUGAGAGCUACAGGGAUCCCACUAACCUGCAAUCCAAGAUCCAGAAGCACGGUGCAUUUGAGGCUGAAGUGUUGGCUAAUUCUGGCCGAGUGAUGGCCGUGUCACAGGAAGGUGAAGGUCUCAUCAGCAAUGGUCAUUAUGCAGAACAAGAAAUUCAGGCUCGGUUAGAUGGCCUGGACACCCUCUGGAAACAGCUUCAAGAUUCAUCACUACUUAAAAAGGAAAGGCUUCAUGAAGCAUAUCAGGCAUUGCUCUUCAACCGAACACUGGAUGACUUGGAGUCUUGGAUUGAUGACACGGAGAACCAGCUGCAGUCUGAGGACCAUGGACGAGACCUCACUUCUGUCCAGAGCCUCCUCAAGAAGCACCAGCAGCUGGAGGCCGACAUUGCCGCCCAUCAGAGUGAGAUUGACCAGGCGAGGGAUGUGGCUCAGUCCUUUGCUACUGCCAACCACUUUAUGUGGGAGGACAUUACUGAUAGGGUUGAAGGAGUCACAAAAAGGUACAACUCUCUUCAUGAGCCCAUCCACAUACGGCGUGAAAACCUGGAGGACGCCAUGUUGCUGCAGCAGCUCCUCAGGGACAUAGAGGAUGAGAUGUUGUGGGUGGCUGAGAAAGAACCCCUUGCUGGCAGCCAGGACCUGGGUGCCUCUCUCACUGCUGUACAGAACCUACAAAAGAAGCACCAGGCCCUUGAAGCAGAGAUCCAGUCUCAUGAACCUGUGAUAAACACUGUUAAUAGUCGGGCACAACAAAUGAUCCGAUCUGGUCAUUUUGCCUCUGGUGACAUUGAAGCAAAGAUCAAGCAGCUGCUGGUGCAGUUGUCACAACUCAAGGACACGGCAAGUCUUAGACGACUGAGGCUUUUAGAUGCUGUGGAAUCCCAAAUGUUCUACAGUGAGGUGAGUGAGGCAGAGGCCUGGAUGAAGGAGAAGAAGCCACUGCUCACAUCACAAGACUUUGGGAAGGAUGAACUUUCUGUUGGGGCACUGACAAAGAAAUUGGAUAAUGUGUCCCGUGACAUGGAGGGUUUCAAGGCAACAGUGACCAAGCUGUCAACACUCUGUUUAAAACUGACUGAGAGAAAGCAUUUUGACAGUGAAAAUAUCUCUAAGAAAAUGCAAAAUGUUGAGCAGCAGUUUGCAGAACUACAGGUUUUGCUGGAGAAGCGAGCCAAGCGACUGGAGGAAAGCCGGAAGCUGUUUGUGUUUUUGCGGGAGAGUGAUGAAGUGGCUGAGUGGCUCAACGAGCAGAUGACAGUGGCCGCUAGCGAAGACUAUGGCCGUGACGUGGAGCAUGUGGAGAUACUCAUCCAGAAGUUUGAUUCCUUCCUGACUGUUCUGGCAGCCAGUGAAGAAAAGCUGAUCACUGUCAAAGCCAAGGCCAAGGUGCUGCUGGAUGAAAAACACCCUGAGCCAGCCAAGAUCCAGAACAAGGUUGACGAGCUGCAACAGCUGUGGGAGGACCUGAGAGAAUUGGCUAGUGCCCGGCAAGAGGCCCUUGCUGGGGCUAAGCAGGUUCAUGUUUUUGAUCGCAAUGCUGACGAGACCAUUAGCUGGAUAUCGGAGAAGGAUGCCUUCAUAUCAUCAGAAGAUUAUGGUCAUGACCUGGAGACCAUACAGAGCCUGGCAAGGAAGCACCAAGGCUUUGAGAGGGACUUGGCAGCUGUGAAGGAACAGGUGGAGUCUGUGGUGGAGGAAGCAAAGCGUCUGGCAGAGCUUUUCCCCGAUGCCCGAGAACACAUUGCAGUAAAGCAUGAGGAGACAGUGGAGGCGUGGAAUGAUCUACUGGACAAGUCUGCCCAGAGGAAAGACAAAUUGUACCAAGCAGAGAAAUUGCAGUCCUAUUUUGAUGACUACAGGGAACUCAUGGCUUGGUUAAGUGAAAUAUUGGCCAAAAUAACUGCACCAGACUUGCCGAAGGAUGUUCCUGGGGCCGAGGCAGUGAUCUCUCGCCACAGGGAGUACAAGACAGAGAUUGAUGCACGGUCAGAUGCCUUUGACAAGUUCUGUGCUGCCGGCAAUGCAUUAAUAGAUCAGGGGCAUUUUAUGGCUGAGGAAAUAGCAGAGAAGAUAGCUGUGCUAGAAUCUCGCCGGAAAUUCCUUCUUGAAACUUGGAAGACAAGAUACGACACCUAUGCACGGGUCCUUGACCUCAGGCAAUACAUGCGGGACAUUCAGGUGUUUGAGACGUGGAUUGAGUCUCGGGAGGCAGUGGUGAAGGAUGACCAGAUGGGCGAGUCUAUCCCAGAGGUGGAGGAAUUGAUUCGCCGCCAUGAUGAUUUCCUGAAAGCCAUUGAUGCGCAGGAGGACAAGCUGGACCCUAUCAAGAGGAUCACAAUGAUUGAAGCAGAUUUCCAGGCACAGAAGAAGCGGGAAGAGACGGCAAAGAGAGCGGAGGUUGCCAGAAAGGAGCAAGAGCGUAUGGAGAACAUGAAACGAAAGGAGGUUCAGCGUAUCACUGAUGAACGACGGCGUGAGGAUGAACGGCGUCGCACUCAGGAGAUCAAGUUCACAAAGGAGGACAUGGAGCGGGUGCGUCUAAACAUGAACGGAGAUUAUUCCAAGGUCCCGCCUUCCUCACGGGAACUUGACUCGCAGUCAAGUUCCAGCUCUGAGGCACCUGAGACAGCCACCACUCCUGAGGGUCACCCAAGGUACCGGAAACGUUCAAGCUCUCUGGGAGAGGUUCUCAUAAGGAAAAACCUCGAAGUUCCUGAGAGUGGUGGCCUCUAUCGUUCAGGCUCACAGACCAGCCUGAGCAGCUUAAAGAGAGGUAACAGCUUGCGUCAGGAGAUGCUAAGAACACACUCCCACUUUAACCGAGGUGUUGACCUUAAGAGGGCGGAGAGCAUGAAGGUGGACCUAAAGAAGGCCAAGCGCACACCCAGCUUCACCACUCGCCGCCGCACACAGAGCUUCCGCAAACACAAGCGCAUGGAAAACAUGGCCAACCUUCCUCCAGUGGAGAUUCAAGGUUACCUGGAGCGGAAACAAGAGCUCCAGAGUGGCGGGAAGAAGGCAACUAUCAGAUCGUGGAAGGGCUUCUACACUGUCCUCUGUGGUCAGCUCCUGUGCUUCUUCAAGGAUGAGGAGGACUUUUAUGACCAGAAGGCUGCCUCUCCUCCAAUAUCCAUCCAUCAGGCAAAGAUUGAAGUUGCUGGUGAUUACACAAAGAAGAAACAUGUGUUCAGAAUAAUCACAAGGGAUAAUGCUGAGUACCUUCUCUUGGCGGAGUCUGAGGAGAACCUGGAGGAGUGGGUGACCAAGCUGAAGUUCCAUGCCGAGCUGCCUCCCUCCAUGCAGCUCAUGUCCUAUGACAACCACAAGGAAGGGGAGGUGGGCAGCGAAAUGGUGGCAGUUCCUUCCCGUGACUCAGACAACUCAUCGGGUCACUCAACACCUGAAGUCCGCCACCGAGGGGCAGUCAGCUCCCAUCCCCAGGGCGCUGGAGGGGGCUUAGACCCAACCAGGCCACACUCUCAGGCCCUAGACAAUCCCCUCUAUGCCAAUUUGGAGCAUAUGCAGGAUAAGGCCAAGCCACCUGUACCACCAAGAGGAGGUUCCACCAGCAACCGCUCCUCUCGCUCCUCCUUGGGUGAGGAAGGACCAAUCUAUCAGAAUCGCAUCUCUGUUGUUCCUUCCUAUGAAGUCAGUGCUCCAGAGAACACCUACCAGAAUUAUCCUCCAGACAGACCCAAUGGCCACCGCAGGGAUUCAUCUGAAAACAUGAAUGGGGAGGACUUACCCCCCCUGCCUAGAUCAGCCCCACCACAUGUCAUGGCCCGGCCCCCUGUACCACCAAACCGGGCCAGGUAUGGCGAGCAGUCUUGGGUGGGUGUACCGCACCACCCUGGCAUGCCACCCCCUGGGGUGGCUCCCCACCACAGGCCACAGAUGGGGCACACAGUAGGCCACCACCACCAGGUAGCCCAGCACCCUACGAGCCACGUGACUCACUUCUCGCAGGUGUCACGUGUCUCACACCACCAGUACUCGUACACGCCACAGGGUUCAUCCCACCACCCAGACCUGACUGACGGUGUCCCUGGCAGCAGGCAGGUAGGACCCGUGAUCCACGUUGUUUCUCCAGGCGUAAGAAAUCCGUACUCCGAGUACACUUCCCGCACCAUGUCCCUGCCCCAGGGUAGUAGCCUUCCACCCACUGGCUCAGUCCACACAAGUAGUGGACCCACCCCUUCCCACCGCAACUCUGCCACCAUUGACCGACAGGGCCUUAGUGAGAGCUCCUCUGAGGGAGAUGUACCUGUGUCAACCAACAAGAAGGAAAAGGAGAAGAAAGGCUCUGUAUUCAAGUUCUUUGGGCGAAGAAAGGGUGCCCAAGUUUAGCCGUUCAUUUACCAAAUAUCUAUUUUUGUUAAGGAAAUUAUCAAAUAGCUAAUCUAAUUCAACCUGUGCCACGUAAGUAUAUACAUAUGAAAAAUAGGCUGUAAUUUUGGCUUCCUUCAAUAGAUAAUUAUCCUCUACCUUGCCUGUCAAACACAAUAUGUAUAGAGAAGCUGUACCUGAACAGCUUAACACUUUCCAUAUCUAUGGACUCUACAGACUGUAGUGUAUAGUGUGGCUCAGGUACAAACUUUGAAUGGUCAGACUACUGACCAUUAUCAGGCUGUGUUGCAGGGGGGUAUUUCAGUAUAUUUCUACUCUGUAUGUAACACUAUCUGUAUUUUCUGUGUGACUUGUGCUUGCUAUCACACCUCCACAUGCCUUAUGGUUAUGUGCUCUGUACUCUUCAAGUGCCUUCAUCCCUGGGCAAAAGUCAGGAAAAUAAAUGGUUUGAUUACACAACUGCCUCUUGUAAGACUAUCAAAAUGGAUAAUUUUUCAUACUUUUACUUCUUAGACUGUAAAUAACUUUAUAAAUAUUGUUUAAAUCAAAUUAUUUUGUUGAGAGAAGGAAGAGUGUAUGUGGAAAAGGUAUUAUGUGCUGCAAAUAAAAGUAAUAUUGAAAAUGAAAA